AUGGAUUGGCAUGUAAGGAUCCUACGACAGUUCGGGCGAGCGAUUUUGCAUUUAGCGAGCUCCACAUUCAGGGAAUACCGCGAAUGUGGUGGGGUCACCCCGGUUUCCGUGACCCAAAUUCUGGGGCUUAACACGCUCGGAAUCUCGAUGGUGCGGAUCGACUAUGCUCCGUGGGGUAUCAACUCUCUCCACACUCACCCUCGUGCCACCGAGAUCCUGACCGUGAUCAAAGGCACUCUUGAAGUUGGGUUCAUCAUGUCAAACCCUGAGAACCGACACAUUACCAAGGUGCUUAAGAAGGGAGAUAUGUUUGUUUUCCCGAUCGGGUUGAUACACUGCCAACGCAAUGUUGGGCAUGGAAAUGCUGUGGCAAUCGGCAGAUUGAGCAGCCAGAAUCCCGGAGUCAUCACUAUUGCCAAUGCCGCUUUUGGAUCCAAGCCCGACAUUUCUGACGACCUCCUUGCCAAGGCAUUCCAAGUAGUCAAGCGAGUUGUGGGCCGACUUCAAGCUAAGUUCUAG
Molecule: messenger RNA, 519 nt
Organism: Linum tenue
Lineage: Eukaryota; Viridiplantae; Streptophyta; Magnoliopsida; Malpighiales; Linaceae
Source: the annotation of a GenBank genome assembly